Molecule: messenger RNA, 1657 nt
Organism: Drosophila rhopaloa
Lineage: Eukaryota; Metazoa; Arthropoda; Insecta; Diptera; Drosophilidae
Exons: 2
Coding region: 1-1644 (547 amino acids)
Source: RefSeq, a predicted model, not a curated record
AUGUUCAAGUCGAAGUCCUUUGAUUUGGUCAGUGAGGAAAAGAGUAAGCAACCAGAGCGGCUGUAUCAGCCGCGUCGGAUGCGAUGGCUAAAAUACAUCAUCCUGCCGGCAGUUUUUUCAUUUGCCCUUCUGCUGAUCCUGGUCAAUGUGGAUUUCUCCGAUAACGCCACCGAAGUGAUCUCUAAUUCAACGGAUCUGGGAAAUGAACACGAGUCGCAUUACACCAAGAACAAGUGUCGCUUCAAAUAUGAGACAUUAAUCCUUAUAUGUAAUUACGAAUUUAAAAAUAACACUCUUGAAAAAAACUUUUUUUGCGGCAGAUCCGUACUGCAAAACUUCACCAUCGAAAACAGCACUAUUAAUCAUAUAGCCGAUGCAACUUUUGAUCAAAAUCGCACUCGUAGCUUGCUGAGCCUGCAAUUAAUUAAUGUGCAACUGGAGAGUCUUACACAAUCAGCCUUACAGGGUCUUCAAAAGCUUCAAAACUUUACCCUAAUCAAUGGGAAUAGCGCUUUCAAGCCGCUGGGAUUUCUUUCUGCUGUGUCUGAAACUGUAUGCAAUGCCAGAAUACACCAGCAAUACUCCACGGAAAUAGAGUAUUCAAUCAGUGACUUCUUGGGACCCCGGAAUUUCUCUCAGUUAAAAUGGUUGGAUCUGAGUGGAACCAACAUCGGAGAGACUCUUAGUGAGGAUUCUUUUGAUAAUCUGCCUGCUCUAGAAGAACUCAUCCUAAAAGGCAGUGGCUUACACCAAAUUGAGUGGGACUUCUUACCCUCAGGGCUUAAAUUAUUACCACAGCCGGAAAUAUUUAGUUAUACAGCUGAGACAACCAUUAAUGAGGAGGAGCAUACCACAGUCCAAGCUAUAGGAGCCUUUGCUCCUCAAGUAGUGGGUACCCCGACCACUUCACCGACAACAGUUUCAAACCAAUCAACAACACCUCUCUACACAGAGGAAACCACGAUUGAUGAAUCUAUGAACUGCGACGAGAAUUCUUGUCAAGAUCUGAUAUGCACUUAUUUGGCUCCUAACUCAUCGACUGGAUCUUUAGAACAGGAGAGUUCGACUGAAUGUGGAGAUGGUGUACUAGUGGAGAUAUGCGAAUCGGUUUGCAUCACACCCUUCUAUUACUGUAUGAUUCUGGGCGAUAACUUUACUUCCUCGAUUAACUGCUGUUCUAAUAAAACCACAAGAUGUGUGCUUUCUACAGAAGUGUCGGGGUGCGAGACCAAUAGCGACCUCGUUAUUGGAUUGGGAGUGGGUCUCUUUUUUGUUGGCAUCCUCCUCGGGGUGGCCAUCGUUUACCUAACGCUCCGAUGGAAGCCCUCCUGGUUGAGUGCCAGUGAACGUCCUGAGUACAACACCGUGGGCCUGAUUCCCCGGAAAUCUGAAAAGGACACGUACGACAAUAAAGGGGCCCCGAUUUCGACUCUCGACAAUAACGAAUAUAUCACCGCCUAUCACCGUUACCUCGAGCAGGCGAAUCACCUCCCCACGGAGUCCAACAAAUAUAUCAGUCCGCCCAGGGAUCGGGCUCCUUCUGUCCCGCCGUCGAGCACCUACCACCUCCCCUUGCCACUCCCACUCCCGGAACGAAAUAACUACAUAUACGAGAGCUGUGAGGUGUACGAGGAACUUCCAUAGACAAACACGCAUA